AACUGCCAUGGGCUGACCAGAAAGAGGAAGUGUGGUCAGGCUGGGGCCUGUUGCCUCCAAGGGUGAGUGAGGGUACGUGGGCGAUGAAGCCUCUCCCCAGUUGUGCUUAAGGAACGCCCUCAGUCCACAGCUGUGUCCACAGCUGCUUCAGCGAGCACCCUGGCAGUCUAGGCUCCCGCAGCAAUGGGUUGGUGGAGGGACAAUUUCUGGAUCAUCCUAGCUAUGGCCAUCAUCUUCAUCUCCUUGGUCCUGGGUCUCAUCCUGUACUGUGUCUGCAGGUGGCAGCUUAGACAAGGUAGGAACUGGGAAAUUGCCAAGCCCUCAAAACAGGAUGGAAGAGAUGAAGAAAAGAUGUACGAGAAUGUUCUUAAUUCUUCACCAGAUCAGUUACCUGCCCUGCCACCCAGGAGUUCACCUUUCCCAGGAGACCUAGCCCCACAGGAAGCGCCAAGACAACCAUCAGCUUGGUACUCAUCAGUGAAGAAAGUUAGAAACAAGAAAGUCUUUACUAUCUCAGGCUCCAUGGAGCCAGAAAAUGAUUAUGAUGAUGUUGAGAUUCCAUCGACCACUGCAAUCCAGCACUCUAAAACCACGCCUUUUUGGCAAGUUGAAACAGGUUUACACAGUUCAUUUUAGAAUAAUCUAGAAUGGCUGAACUGUACCACAAGCACUUCUAAUCCCUAGAGGAAGCCACCUCAGCCAUGUGAAAGCCACAGCAGAAGAUAGGACAGCUUGAUGUUCCUGAGGCUCUAGAUGAGGCUCCAGAUGUUCCCAAUGCUCCAGAUGUUCCCGAUGCUCCAGAUGUUCCAGAUGUUCCCAAAUGCUACAGAUGCUCCUGUUGCUACAGAUGCUCCUGAUGUUUCUGACACUGCAGAAGCUCUGCCCUGAGGCUCUGAAGGCAUUGGCACCUCUGUGGAGGAAGUUUCCUUAGUGCAGACCACUGGCCCUGUGAGAAUUGACUCAUUUCUUGACACUCCCCUUCGUUCCCUUGGUGAAUGUGGCUGCAAGGCAGUGACUCUCAACCUUCCUGAUGCUGGGACCCUUCAAUACAGUUCCGUAGGUUGUGUUGACCCCCAUCCAUACCAUUAUUGUUGCUACUUCAUAUCUGCAAUUUUGCUACCUUUAUGAAUUAUAAUGUAAAUAUCUGAUAUUCAGGA
Messenger RNA from Apodemus sylvaticus (European woodmouse), 1157 nucleotides. RefSeq names its product SLP adaptor and CSK interacting membrane protein (gene Scimp). Gene Ontology annotation, cellular component: immunological synapse; membrane; tetraspanin-enriched microdomain. Bases 184 to 636 code for a protein of 150 amino acids. The transcript is spliced from 5 exons. The record is from RefSeq and is a predicted model, not a curated record. Lineage: Eukaryota; Metazoa; Chordata; Mammalia; Rodentia; Muridae.